AUGCCCGCUCCAACAGCACUCCGCGCCUCCGAUGCUCCUACGGUCGCACUAACCAUUGCCCCUCUUGCACAAGAGCACGAUGAGGAUGUCUUAAUUGACGCCCAAAUCUCAUCAAGUGGUGACGAGGUUGUCGUUCCUGUGGAUUCUACGGAGGAUACUGAGAUGCGAAUUGAUCUGGAAGGCCGACCUGUCUUCACACCUGCCAAAGAAACUCCCGCCGCUUAUCGAGUCGAGACCCGGAAAGUUCCUGUUCCGCCACACAGAAUGACACCUCUAAAAGCAAACUGGCCCAAAAUCUACCCGCCGUUGGUCGAGCAUCUCAAGUUACAGGUACGAAUGAACAUCAAGAGCCGAGCGGUGGAGCUGCGCACAUCCAAGUUCACCACCGAUACGGGGGCUUUGCAGAAGGGCGAGGACUUUGUCAAGGCUUUCACACUAGGCUUCGAUAUUGAUGAUGCUGUCGCGUUGCUGAGGUUGGAUGACCUUUACAUCCGGUCCUUUGAGAUUCGAGACGUCAAAGCGUCUCUGAACGGGGAGCACCUCAGCCGUGCCAUUGGUCGUAUUGCUGGUAAAGAUGGAAGAACGAGGCAUGCAAUUGAGAAUGCGAGCAGGACAAGGAUUGUCAUUGCUGAUCAGAAAAUCCACAUCCUGGGCCGUUUCCAGAACAUUAAUGCAGGCCAGGAAGCUGUUGUCAGUCUUAUUUUGGGUGCCCCUCCUGGAAAGGUGUAUGGAAAUUUGCGUAAGGUGGCGGCUCGCAUGAAGGAACGCUUUUAA
Aspergillus mulundensis is the source of this 774-nucleotide messenger RNA. Its product is annotated as pre-rRNA-processing protein PNO1. Bases 1 to 774 code for a protein of 257 amino acids. Gene Ontology annotation, cellular component: nucleolus. Gene Ontology annotation, molecular function: RNA binding. The transcript has 3 exons. NCBI's taxonomy places the organism in Eukaryota, Fungi, Ascomycota, Eurotiomycetes, Eurotiales, Aspergillaceae. The record is from RefSeq and is a predicted model, not a curated record.